Aspergillus fijiensis CBS 313.89 is the source of this 2120-nucleotide messenger RNA. RefSeq names its product putative transcription factor Rap1. Gene Ontology annotation, molecular function: telomeric repeat DNA binding. Bases 287 to 1678 code for a protein of 463 amino acids. Gene Ontology annotation, biological process: regulation of DNA-templated transcription; telomere maintenance via telomere lengthening. The record is from RefSeq and is a predicted model, not a curated record. Lineage: Eukaryota; Fungi; Ascomycota; Eurotiomycetes; Eurotiales; Aspergillaceae. The transcript has 4 exons. Gene Ontology annotation, cellular component: shelterin complex.
CAAUUGUCUGUCAUGACCACCACAAACAAAGUGCCUUCGACGCUAAUUGUUUCGACUGCUCAGAGCAUGCUCUUGCUCUAACAUUUCCCAUGUCACGAUGAUGCUAUGUUUGUUAUAAGCACAAAACACAUUGACCUAAAGACAUACAAACCAUCCGGCGCAAUUGGAUCUAUACUCAUCAUCGGAAACACGUGAUAGCGCGUCAUCGGAGGCUUUGCAGGGGCGUUACAGCUCCGACGCGACUUUCCAAGGGUUUCAGGCCAAACGGAUAUUCUUAUGGAUUAUUAUGGCUGAGGCAACUACGGCAGUCAGUCAUGAGGCCCCAGUAACCGCGAAUGGGACGCUUUUCCGGGGAAAGCACUUCUGGCUCUCACACAAUGUUCCCCAACGAAACCGGUUCAAAGAUCUUAUCCAGCAACACGGAGGCCACAUAAGGCUGUUUGAGAAAGAUGCCGAAAUCAAAAUAGUCGAUCACAAACGGAGGAAUCUCCCGCCGGACACAUACUCCUUCAAGUUCAUCGAGGACUCCAUCCGCAAAGGGCGGAUGCAGAAUCUAGAGCCUUAUCGAGCCGGGCCAUCAGAAGCUCGACCAGUUGGCGCUUCAUACAUCCCUACGCGAAACCACAAAGUGCCCUACACUGUCGCAGAUGACCAGCUUCUAUGGGACUGGAUGCAGAAGUAUGAGCGAGACUCGACAGCCUCUAUUUCAGGGAAUAAGAUUUACCAAGAACUUGCGGCGAAGAACCCCAGACAUACAUUUCAAUCAUGGCGUGAUCGCUAUCUAAAGAGGCUACGUGGUCGUCCGCGUCCGGGGGGCAUGCCAAAAGGUUCUGCUCUUGAAGAAAAAGAUUCGCAGGAGGUUGCUCCUGCACAGGUGACGGCCCCUACAGCGCAGACUCAGCCGCCAGCAAUUCUCUCACGGGAGCAUGAGGUUGUGCCCUCUUCUAGCAAACCAGCUGACAAGAAGAGGAAACGCGUGUCGGAGACUGGCGACGAAGCGGACCAACCUGACCCAAUGCAUCGUUCAGCUCCCAAAAGAAGAACCGCUGAGCCCGUGCCAGAACGUGUAGCAGCUGCACCUGCACGCCUUCAGCACAAAGGUAAUGAGCCUGUGAGGCCUCCUCCACCACAAAUCGAUCCGAAGGCAUCGAUUGGUGGGGAGAAGCUUUCUCCAACUACGAACGGAGUCGAGCAACAAUCCAUUCCGGAACAGACCGAGACUGGAACCGAUAAGCCACAAAAUGGCGCUGACCCCGCUCCAAUACCCCCGGAGAUAGAUCCUCUAUUUCUUCAGCUUCCUUUCUUACCUUCAAGUCCCGAGCCUGAACCCGUUCCCGACCCUCAGCCAGAGAUCCCGGAGCAGGAUAUUGACACUUGGAUUGACCGUCGCCUUCGGAAUGGCAGAGCGACAGAGGCACAGAUCAUCGAGGCCUUGCGCUGCACAAGUAUGGACCCAGACUUGGCAGAUAAGGUUCUCGAAUUCUUGGUGGCCGGAAAGGACAUUCCAGACGAUAUUCCGGGGGUCUGGACCACGGGAGAUGACAGGUGUGUGGAAGGAAAAGAGACUCGAGGGAUCCAGCGGGUUCUAGAGAAACACGGCGCGGAAGCGUUCGAUGCUAGGUGGGAAUAUCUAAGCAUGGCAAGGGCUGCCGGUCUUGAGACAGAAACCAUUGAAUAAGAAGUCCACCGCAAACUGGAAAUUUGAUAACAUGCAACUAGAAUACAGAGGAACGCUAGGCGACACAAAUGAGGAACAAAACUCAGAGAAAGACCCGGGAAUAUAACGAAGAUGGCAACGGAAGAAAGAAGCAAGAUGUAUUUCAAGAUGUGUGCAAGUGCUCUUUCAUCUUGGGACAUUCUGGGCCCUCCGCUGACCUCUCAUGUCCAAGAACUACCCAAAAGAGGGUUUAUCUUACAGUCAUAGCAUUUGUAAAUGGUGGUCAGAAGCGCCCCAACAGAACACCCACAUGCACGGUUCGUUGUCAACGCUUCGUGGCCAGUAAUCGCAUCAUUGGGGAGAUUACCAAGGGAAGAAGGCGAAUGCCUGGAUCCUCCACCCAAUUUGCUGGGAGAAAAAGAGACGGCAGACUCCACCUGGUAUCUCAACCUUCUUUGAAGAC